Molecule: messenger RNA, 1515 nt
Organism: Trypanosoma cruzi
Lineage: Eukaryota; Euglenozoa; Kinetoplastea; Trypanosomatida; Trypanosomatidae
Exons: 1
Coding region: 1-1515 (504 amino acids)
Source: RefSeq, a predicted model, not a curated record
AUGCCACGAUUCACAUUAAUGUCAUCCGCGCUGCUGUUGGAAAGCGCAAAAGCGACGUCAAUCCUCCUUGCAUCUGAGGUGCGUCUCCCGCGGGAGGAUGUGGGUGCGGCCUUUGAGUCCAUUGGUGCUGCUGAGAAAGGCUACGAGGUGAUGUACACGGUUACCGUCGUUGACAACCGCGACUGGCGUCGGAUUUUUCUUUGCCGCAACGCAACUGAAGCGACAAAAGUUCGGGAUUCUUUUGACGAGGCCCAAUUUGACGUCUACGCGCUGCGGAAGUACAACGACGCAAGGAAGUUUGAGCCGCGGCGGUCUGUCCCCCUGUUGGUGCCCUCAUCUGCUGUCAUGCAGCGCGAGUACCGUGUGGUGACGCGAGAAGAGGCGGCAUCGCGUGUCGAGGGUAAAAGCGGGGUGCAGGAGUCCAUGAAAACGGCGAAUACAUCCCUGAAUUGCAGUGGGGAACCAAUGACACGGGAUGCAGCACCGCAGGAGAAACCGACAAUCGUCAACAACGUGAGUAUGGGGAACAAACUGCCGCCGCCACCGCCACCGCCGCCAAACGAGUCUUGCCGGUCACCGAUAAGGAGUCCACAAACACUCUUGAAAACCCCGCUGAGUGGUAAGAAACACACUCGAACGGCAGAUACUGCGAAGAAGCAGUCGGAGGCAAAUUUGAAGAAGCCCUGCGUCAGAAACAAAAAGAAAGGGAAAUUUGAAGAGACCAGAAGUCUCAUGAAAUUGGCCAAGGCGUCAGCGAAGAAGAAGACUGGAAGUGACUCUUCACGCAUCAGUGGGCCGACGACUGCCAACACUACCACCACUGUUGCCUGCAGUUCCAUUCUGCAGAAUCUUCUUGACAAGGAUGAAGAGAAGGGUGAUCAUUGCAGCAACAGCAGCAGCAGCGGUAUAAGCUUUGAGCGCCGCGACGAGGAACUUAUGGAUGAGGAACUCCCUACUCUUGAUGUUGCUGUUUCUUCAAAGGAAAAUGAUGACAUCAUUCUCUGCGACGAUGCUCCGCCAAUGGUAUUUUGCACCCCGGAGCCUGUUGCCGGUACCUCAAAAAAGGAACAACAACAAAUACAGCACAAUCAAAGACGACACGAAAGUCUGGGCUCUGCUACCCAACCGAAGCUGACGGGGUUCUUUCAGCGUGAUGUUAUUGAGUAUCAGAAACAGUACAUACGUGAGGUGAUGACCGAUACCGUAAUUGAAAAUGGUGAGUACUUCUGCAAAGACAAGGUGUGCUUCCGCCAUAAAGAAAACAAAGAAGUUAUUUCAGAGGAGGAAUUUUAUCGGCGUAGCGCGGACAUUAUGCGUAGCGUCCGUUCCGAUUCCCAAAAUGUUAACUCCAAUGAUCGUGAUACUACUGGCCAAGGUAGCCCUUCUACCCCCGCCGGUAGUCUGAAGCGUGUCUCCGCGGAGGCGGCAAGAGGUAGCAAGCCGCCGAAAAUAGAGAAACAGUUACGUUCACAACCCAAAACGCUCUUCUCCUAUUUUAAACCCACCUCUUCGUGA